ACAUUUACACUGCAAGUUGUGCGAUGAUUCCGCUUCCAAUCCCUUCCUCGGGCUGUGAUGGGAAGCCUCCUCUGCCGUGGCAAGCCGUACUUCCACCAUUCAUCAAGCAUCCCUAAAUAUCCUCUUCUCAACUCAAACGAUAAAACCAGGUCGUUGUCUGCGGAGUGGUCGGCUCGGCUUGCCUUCAACGCCGCUGGCUCGAGCUGCCCUGAUCCGCCCAGGACCAUUGCCCCAAACAGGUUUCUUUGCUGCCGGAACACGGCGACACCUAUUCAGUCCCGCUAACAGUCAUCAAGCACAGUCAAUCCACAUGCUUCACACGAAGACCCGCAUGCAGUUGCUUCUUCUCUAAAUAUAUCACAGGAGCGACCUAUUUUUCAUCCGACCAUAUAAAUGACGUUCACAGCCAUCUCACCCUCCCGUUCAUCCCCACCUACUCCGGAGCUCGACGAUAAGCUAUGUACAACAACGCCAACGUCGCUGGCGAGGACGACCCUCGGGUCAACACCACCGAUGCCAAGGGUGUAGACACUCUUGAGCCCAGCCCACAUCCGGCUGUGGUGUCCUUCGAGGAGUAUCUCGAAUACGCGAAGCGGUCUCGUGCGUACGAGGAGCAAUUGCACAGCGAACGCGUUGCCGGCAAGCAGGCCACCAAGACCGGUUCAGAUCCCACUGUGAACUCAGAUAGCAAAGGUGAAAAGGCGCUCGUCACCGACGGCGAGUCGCUCACGGCUGACGAGCGCGAGCGGAUCAACGCGCGGCGCGCCCUGCGCUCCGCGUCGUGGGCGGCUGUCUUCUACCUCAUCACCACGGACAUCCUGGGGCCGUUCAACGCGCCCUUCGCGCUCUCGCAGGUCGGCUACGUGCCCGGCGUGAUCCUUUACUUCUUCAUGGGCGCUGUCGCGUGCUACACCGGCCUCCUGCUCUGGUACCUCUUCCUCAGGCUCGACUCGGAUCUGUACCCGGUCAAGACGUACGCCGAUAUCACAAGGAGGAUAUUCGGUUUGGAAGCGGCGCACGCAGUGAACGUGUUGCAAUCGAUACAACUCAUCAUCAAUGUUGGGACGAUUUGCCUUUCGAAUGGGCAGAGUCUCAGCCAGAUCUCGAAGGGCCACUUAUGCUUCGCCGUCUGCAUCGUCAUCUGGGCAUUCGUCGGCAUGGUCAUCGGCCAGGUCCGCACCCUGAAGAACUACGGCUGGCUGGCGAACAGCGCCGUCUGGCUGAACCUAUCCCUCAUCUUCAUCUCGAUGGGUUUCGUCGCACACUCGCCGCCGAACUUCCUUGCAGCCAAAGCAGCGUAUGGGAUCGAUCCUGCCCCGGUGGUCACCAAGGCGUUCGUGACCUUGCCUCUGAGUACCAAGGUGAACGGUAUUAUGAACAUGUGCUUCGCUUAUGGUGGUGCCAUGAUUUUCCCGGAAAUGCUCGCGGAGAUGCGCCGGCCUUGGGAUUUCUGGAAGGGCAUGUGCUGUGGCCAGCUCCUGAUCUUCUCCGCAUAUCUCCUCUACGGCGUCUUCGUGUACAGCUUCCAGGGCCAGUUCACGCUCCCGCUUGCGUACCAGGGCGUGAGCAAGUACGCCUGGCAGACGGUCGGGAACGUUAUCGCGCUUAUCACGGGUAUCAUCGCGGCGGGUUUGUAUGGUAACAUCGGCAUCAAAGUCGCGUACUACAAUAUCGUGGAGGGCAUGUUUAAGGGCCCGCGCCUCGAAUCGGCGAUGGGCAAGCGAAUCUGGAUCGGUAUGGUCCUCAUAUAUUGGGCGCUCGCCUUCAUCGUCGGCGCCGCCAUUCCGCAAGUGCAGACAAUCUCCGGUCUAGUCGCCGCCGUGUGCAUCAUGCAGUUUACGUACACCUUCCCGCCGCUGCUCGUCUGGGGUUACCUCGUCCGCCUCGACGGCGUGACCGCCGACGGCAAGUUCUCUCUCAGCCAGGGCGUAAGGACGGGCUCGCUCCGGCGGCUGCUGUUCAAGUGGUUCAACUUCGUGUUGUUCCUCGCCUCGCUUGCGAUGGCGUGCUUGGGCAUGUUCGGGAGCGGGACCGCGAUCAAGGAGACGUUCAAGACGGCGCAGGCGACCAGCUUUGGAUGCAAGCCUCCCGUGUAGAUUCGACGGGCGGAUUCAGAUUACUUUGUUGUGUUUGUUUGUUGUAAGUGGAAUAAUGUCUCACGAUACUAUCUCUGUACGACUGCUGUAGUCUGUAGAUACUGAAACGAAGUUAAUGCAACUGCGGCGUUCUGGUGCGGAGUCAUCACGGAGCCGACGCGGUGUGCGCC
Molecule: messenger RNA, 2266 nt
Organism: Punctularia strigosozonata HHB-11173 SS5
Lineage: Eukaryota; Fungi; Basidiomycota; Agaricomycetes; Corticiales; Punctulariaceae
Exons: 12
Coding region: 459-2096 (545 amino acids)
Biological process (GO): amino acid transmembrane transport
Cellular component (GO): vacuolar membrane
Molecular function (GO): amino acid transmembrane transporter activity
Source: RefSeq, a predicted model, not a curated record